AUGCCAGACUCGAUGCUCGUGAAACCCGACAAUAAAGUCAAUCUUCUGACGUUGCCCCUUGAGAUUCGACUUCAUAUAUAUCAUUGGCUUCAUCUCAUGUGCCCAGUUCGCCACGCGCAGCUUGCACCAUGGUAUCCAACUCCAGUCCACUGUCAAUACAUCCUCAAGCCAGUUGAGCCAGAGACUUCAUCCGAGAACGCCACAUCGAAACAAGCAGACCAAGGACUACUGUCAUCGCAUCGUCCUCUCUCAGGUCUUCCUACGUAUCUUCUACAAACCUGCCACCAAAUUUAUCGCGAAGCUCGUCUCGUGCCCUUUGAACAGAAUGAGUUUGUCUUUGUGAACUGGUUUGCUUCAGGGCUAUGGGCAGCUCGCGCAUUCACUCGAUCUCUCACCCCAUGGCAGCGCGCUACCCUACGCUACGUAAGACUAGAAGUUCUUGCACGAGAUGUGGUAGUUGGAGGCGCAGGUCGCGAGGAGUGGCGCACACUGUGCAGAGAAUGGUCAACGGGUGUCCGAGGGCUACGAAUGAAAAUGGUUCUCGGGGCGAGCACCUCCGUAGUUACGGGGCCGGCCUACGGAGGCGGAGUGGAGCGCAGAGCGGAGGCGGCGCGGCAAUGGGUCGGCGAAGGACUCGUUUUUAUGACAAGACUUGAGAGGAUUGAGAUGGAAGUUGUGGCGAGGGAGAUGAGCGAUUGGGACAAAGUUACGUGGUGCGAGACGCUACAGAAAGAGUUGAGAGAGGGAGGGCUGGACAGAGUUGUGGUUGUUUGUACUGAAAAGGUGCAGGAGAAGAUGGAGUGGAUUAAGAGUGAUGUUGGAUGGAAGAAUCGUGAGUUUGAUGUGGCUACUGCGGAUUCUGCUACGGACAGCUCUACAGUAGUUCCUACGAAGCAGAGAUGA
Fusarium coffeatum is the source of this 903-nucleotide messenger RNA. RefSeq lists its product as uncharacterized. The transcript has a single exon. The coding region runs from base 1 to 903 and encodes 300 amino acids. The record is from RefSeq and is a predicted model, not a curated record. Lineage: Eukaryota; Fungi; Ascomycota; Sordariomycetes; Hypocreales; Nectriaceae.